Messenger RNA from Drosophila serrata, 471 nucleotides. RefSeq names its product histone H2B. Gene Ontology annotation, cellular component: nucleosome. Lineage: Eukaryota; Metazoa; Arthropoda; Insecta; Diptera; Drosophilidae. Gene Ontology annotation, molecular function: protein heterodimerization activity; DNA binding; structural constituent of chromatin. The record is from RefSeq and is a predicted model, not a curated record.
AUUGAAAAAAAACUGCCAUGAUCAGUGAAUCGUGCAGUGAAGUGAAGUGAAAUAAUGCCGCCGAAAACUAGUGGAAAGGCAGCCAAGAAGGCUGGCAAGGCCCAGAAGAACAUCACCAAGAACGACAAGAAGAAGAAGCGGAAGAGGAAGGAGAGCUAUGCUAUCUACAUUUACAAGGUCCUGAAGCAGGUCCAUCCCCACACUGGCAUUUCCUCGAAAGCGAUGAGCAUCAUGAACAGCUUUGUGAAUGACAUCUUCGAGCGUAUUGCUGCCGAGGCUUCUCGUCUGGCGCACUACAACAAGCGCUCUACCAUCACCAGUCGGGAAAUCCAAACUGCUGUUCGCCUGCUCCUGCCCGGAGAGUUGGCUAAGCACGCCGUCAGUGAGGGAACCAAGGCUGUCACCAAGUACACCAGCUCCAAGUAAAUUUUCUCGCAGAUGCGGAGGAACAUUAAAAAGGCCCUUUUCAGG